CUAAAAUGCGCCACAGCCACUGUUAUGUUAAAAUCAUAACUGGGAUGAGAACACAGGAGCAGGAACCUUGUAUAAAAAGAUGGCUCCAUCAGAGGUGUGAUUGAUAUCUCCUCCCGCGCCGCCCGCUCCGUGCCACGAGCUGCGGCGGUUCCUCCCAGAGGGAGCGCCGCUGUGCCGCGGGGGCGGGAUGGGAGGGGAGGUCGCAGCUCGCUUCCUUCUCCCUGUUUGCUCCUCCACAAAGGUGGUCUCCUGCCGCCGAGAUGCUCUCACGGUCCCCUGCUGUUUGCCGCACGCUGAGUCGCUCCCUGUCGGCGGCGAGCCAGGUUUAUAAUUUGGAUAUUGAACAAAGAUUACUGGGUCACUCAAUCUGCACCCAGUUUGUUUACAGGAAAUCUCAGCUGCGCAGAUAUCUGGCCCCAUCAAAUGCAUUCCUCUGCAGAUAUUUUAGGGCAUCUGCCGUUUGCAACGAUGAAUUGGUCACAGUCAACACUCCUCCAUUUGCGGAGUCAAUCACAGAGGGCGAUGUAAGGUGGGAAAUAGCGGUGGGUGAUUCGGUAACAGAAGACGAAGUGGUGUGUGAAGUCGAGACUGACAAGACGUCGGUUCAAGUCCCAGCUCCUGCAGCUGGUGUGAUCGAGGAGCUGCUGAUCCCUGAUGGAGGGAGGGUGGAAACAGGAAGUCCCCUGUUCAAACUGCGGAAAGGAGCUGCUCCAGCUGCCAAAGCUGCUCCCUCUGCAGCUGCAGAGGACGUCCUUCCUCCUCCACCACCUCCACCUCAGCCGUCCAUUCCUGCUCCAGCUGUUUCUGUUGCCAAACCCAGUCCUGCACCACCUGCUCCUCCAGCAGCAGGAGUCAGAGGACAAAACAGGGUGAGGAUGAGCCGAAUGAGGCUGAGGAUUGCUGAGAGACUGAAGGAAGCUCAGAACACCUGCGCCAUGCUGACCACCUUCACCGAAAUAGACGUGACUAACAUCAAGGAAAUGAGGAAACUCUACAAAGAGGCGUUUCUAACGAAGCACAACGUCAAACUGGGUUUUAUGUCUGCUUUUGAGAAGGCGUCUUCUCAUGCUCUGACGGAUCAACCCGCCGUCAACGCUGUUAUUGAUGAAGCAACCAAAGAGAUUAUCUACAGAGAUUAUGUGGACAUCAGCAUCGCUGUGGCUUCUCCAAAGGGACUUGUGGUACCAGUGUUACGAAAUGUGGAAUCCAUGAACUAUGCUGAGAUUGAGAAAACCAUAAAUGCUCUGGGAGAAAAGGCUCGUAAAAACGAGCUUGCGGUUGAAGAUAUGGACGGAGGAACAUUCACCAUCAGCAACGGCGGCGUGUUUGGCUCCUUGUUCGGCACGCCCAUCAUCAACCCCCCGCAGUCGGCCAUUCUCGGCAUGCAUGGCGUCUUCGACAGACCUGUGGCCGUCAAUGGACAGGCUGAGGUCCGACCCAUGAUGUACGUGGCGCUGACGUACGACCAUCGGCUCAUCGACGGCAGAGAAGCGGUCACUUUCUUGCGCAAGAUCAAAGCGGUGGUGGAAGAUCCACGGCUGCUGCUGGACAUGUGAUGUCGCAAACACCAAAAUACUCGACAAAAAACUUGGAAGUAUUGUGGCGGCAAAAAUGAAGCCAGCUCCUCAUUUGUCAAUCUUUGCCGAAACAUUUUAUCUCAUGCCAAAUCCGUCCCGCUCCUCCAGUUCUGAUCAGGCGGAUGAGCUGUGUGCCAAAACGGAUCUUCAAAGCCCAUGUCGGGCCGCACAGCGGCCCCAACCCGCCUCACCUCCCCCGACUCUUGAGAUGCUUCGAAUAAUGGGAUCAUCUCUGACAAAGUCUUGAGGGUUGCUUGGCCUUUUCUCCCACUUCACAAACACAAGCUCAAGUGCGUGCAGCUGGGUAUGAUGCCUCUUCAGGGUUUCAUGUUUACUUUAAUAAUCGCGAGAAGGGGGCGACAAUAGCUCCUAAUGUACGUCUUUGUUUCUCUGCCAGAACCUACACAAAUGUCUGAACAACUCCGUUUGGAGGGAAAACACAGAAUUCAUUACGAGACAAAAAAACACCCCCCACCCCAGAAACAUUCAAUUACCAUGAGAAUACUGGAGGUUCUAAUGGGUCCAAAUACAGCAGACAAUGACACAAGAGCCCCUUUAAUUUAAUUAUUUACUUUUAUGACGGCUCAAGAUUCCAUUAGCACUUUUGAGAUCAUGCUAAUUGGCAGCGUGUGCCCGGGGGUGCAUAGAUAUCUGAGAGGGUUUGUUGGCAGGUUUUUUAUGUUUGUCUUGGAAAUUUGGCCAAAUCUGUGAAUUUACAAUCAGACUGCUCAAUAAGACGUGGGUUUCAAGUCUUUGUGUCCAUUCAGAUGAAAGAUGGCACAUCAGAAAUUGGCAGCUAGGUGUUUGUUUUCAUUAAGCCAGAUCAGAGAGAUAAUUUACCUAAAUUAUUCUGUUUUGCUUCUCUUCUAAACAGGCUAAUUAUUUCCAUUGCAUUUUAUAAGAACUAUGUAUGAUCAGUGUAAUUUAAACUGGGUUUUUUUAUAACUAAAUGGCUGUUCCCGAAUGUCUAAGAAACUGUCAUUAUUUUUAUUUUUUUUAAGUUUUAAACACUUUGCAUUAAAGCAUACUUU
Poeciliopsis prolifica (blackstripe livebearer) is the source of this 2608-nucleotide messenger RNA. Its product is annotated as dihydrolipoyllysine-residue succinyltransferase component of 2-oxoglutarate dehydrogenase complex, mitochondrial-like. The transcript has 16 exons. The record is from RefSeq and is a predicted model, not a curated record. The coding region runs from base 261 to 1556 and encodes 431 amino acids. Lineage: Eukaryota; Metazoa; Chordata; Actinopteri; Cyprinodontiformes; Poeciliidae. Gene Ontology annotation, molecular function: dihydrolipoyllysine-residue succinyltransferase activity. Gene Ontology annotation, biological process: tricarboxylic acid cycle. Gene Ontology annotation, cellular component: oxoglutarate dehydrogenase complex.